Molecule: messenger RNA, 1811 nt
Organism: Harpia harpyja (harpy eagle)
Lineage: Eukaryota; Metazoa; Chordata; Aves; Accipitriformes; Accipitridae
Gene: GDF1
Product: growth differentiation factor 1
Exons: 2
Coding region: 261-1355 (364 amino acids)
Biological process (GO): BMP signaling pathway; SMAD protein signal transduction
Cellular component (GO): extracellular region
Molecular function (GO): cytokine activity; growth factor activity
Source: RefSeq, a predicted model, not a curated record
UGUGGAGAUGUGGGAGAGAUUGUAGGAGCUCUGAGAGAGGAGGGCAGCUGCCCUCCUGCCAUGCAGCCUCAAAGGGUUAACAGGUCCUGGGAAGCCUGGAGGGACCAUUCACACCCUCUGCCCAAUCCUGGGAAUCCCUGUGGGCUAAUUGAGCACUAACUAGAUCAAAGGCUCCAAUCAGGCAAUCAACACCCCCCUGGCCCCCGUCUUCAGGUCCCCGGGCCAGGCUGCUCUUUGUCUGCAGGAAGGAGAGCAGAGCAAUGCAGCUUCUCUCCAGCUUUAAAGCCAGCCUCGCCUGGGCUCUCCUUAGCAUGGUUCUGGGGAUGGAGUUAAGUUUGCAGGAAAGUUUACUGUUAAAAUCCUUGGGUUUGAGCGCCAAGCCCAGCCCAAAAACCCCCGUUCCUGUGCCGUCUGUGCUCUGGCGGAUCUUCCAGAAGAGAAAGACGCUGCCUUCUACAAACAAGGACCUGGCGGAUGCCUGUAGGGUGGAGGAAUUUAAUGUCCCUGGGAACAUCAUCCGUGUCUUUGCUGACCAAGGCCACUUCAUUCAUAACGGGCAGCCCCAGAGGUUGCUGUGUCUGCAGAAGCGUCUGUACUUUAACCUCUCCGUGCUGGAGGAGGGCGAGCGCUUGACGAUGGCUCAGCUAGAGAUCAAAUUCAGUCACAACUCCUACCACGCCUCCAGCCAGGGGCAGGUUUUUGAGCUGAGGCUCUACCAAACCUCCCAGAUGUCUCUACGGGGGAUGGCCUCCCAUGAGAACAGCCGAAAGCUGCUGGUGGAGCAGUCCUUCGCCCAGCUGCACAAGUCUCUCCUCUUCAACCUGAGCGGGGUGGCGAUGGACUGGAGAACGCGCAGCAGGAAUCUGGGCUUGAUCCUGGAGAUCUCGGUGAGCGGCGGCGAUGGUGAGGGGCCGCAGAACCUCUGCGCCAGCAUCGACUCCUUCCUGGACACCUCUCUCCUGGUGGUGACCCUCAGCCAGCAGCAGUGCAAGGCUUCCAGGAGGAGGAGAAGCGCUCACUACACCCCCGUCACUCCGAGCAACCUCUGCAAGCCCCGGCGGCUUUACAUCAGCUUCAGCGACGUUGGCUGGGAGAACUGGAUCAUCGCCCCGCAGGGCUACAUGGCUAAUUACUGCCUGGGCGAGUGUCCCUUUCCCCUGACGGCAGAGCUGAACAGCACCAACCACGCCAUCCUCCAAACCAUGGUGCACUCGCUGGACCCGGAGGGGACCCCCCAGCCCUGCUGCGUCCCCGUCAGGCUGUCCCCGAUCUCCAUCCUCUACUACGAUAACAGUGACAACGUGGUGCUGAGGCACUACGAGGACAUGGUGGUGGACGAGUGCGGCUGCAGAUAGCGGAGCGGCUGGGGGAGCGUGUGCCGUGGGGUCCCGUCUGAAAUGUUGAAUGAUUGAUGGAAUAAAUCCAAGUGUGUUAAAUCCCCUCUGUGCUGGUGUUCAGGGAGUUUCCCGGUGGUGCGUGGAGUGUCGGAGCCCACCCUGGGCUGCCCUUCUCCAUGUGCAGCCAGGGUGGAGGUCUGGCACGAAGGGAUCGUUACUGGAGUUGUGAUUUAGUAAUAGCUGGGUGCUCAGCCCUCCGAGCAGCCAUCUGCUGCAGCCAGCAGACUAUUAACGGGAUUAUGAUCCAGUCUGAUGCUGGUUGUCUCUUCCGUUCUCCACGGGCAAUGGCAGCACCAGGUCGUGAAUCCCGGACCCCUCGUGCUUGGCCAAGCUGCUGCUGGUGCCAGCGAGGCACCUGCUCGGGAGAGCAGCAGCGGGGCUUGUGCUUUUCAGCUUUUUGGCUAAAUGCUGCAG